UACAACAGUAGCUUAAUCGUCUAUCGCCAUAUUGCCACUGGUAACUGUAGAGUGUAGUUAAACAACUUAUCAAACUGCCAAAGUGACAAGUUCAACUUGUUUAAACUUAAUUACAAGGGUUAAAUUGAUGUUAUUGCUGUUAACUGGAGAAGUUUGGUUGAUAUAUUUGUUUUCUGGGUUUAAAUGCUCAAAGAUACGCUUCGAUAUUGCAAGCGUAUGGCAACAGGUGUUCAGGUACAUGCAGUUGGGCACAUGUUUGUUCAUUAAUUUUUCACAAUAUUGGGGGUAACCACUGAACACCGACGAUAGAAUUAAAUUGUUGAUAGAUAAUUCGUCGUUAAGAGAUUUUUAAUCUAAACUAUUAAGUAUGGAUUACGACUACUUGAUCAAAUUUUUGGCACUCGGCGACUCUGGAGUCGGUAAAACGAGCUUUUUGUAUCAUUACACCGAUGGACUUUUUAACGCACGUUUUGUAUCCACUGUGGGCAUUGAUUUCCGGGAAAAACGAGUGAUUUAUAGAACUACCAAUGGCAGAACUCAGCGGGUGCAUUUGCAAUUGUGGGAUACUGCCGGACAGGAGAGGUUUCGGAGUUUAACGACAGCAUUUUAUCGCGACUCAAUGGGAUUUCUUCUGUUGUUUGACCUGACGAAUGAGCAAUCAUUUCUCGAAGUGAGAAAUUGGCUGGAGCAGCUCAAGACUCACGCGUAUUGCGAGGAGCCAGAUAUUGUACUCUGUGGGAAUAAGUGCGAUCUGGAGGAACGUCGGGUGGUCAGCGAGCACAAGGCGCGAGAACUCGCCGAAAAAUACGGACUCGAGAGGGAAGGGGUGGUUGAUUGGGGAGAUGACGAGAGAUAUUCAGACGGCAUUAUGAAAGGGAAUUCUCACCCCUGACGGGUGAAAAAAAAUACUGAAAAUUAAACCUGAUUUCACCAAAGUUCUAGUCAAUAAAUGGGUAAAUUCGUUGAAAUUUCAAAGAAUACUGUCAUUUUUACUGGAGUUACUGCAUUUUCUACUAAAGUUUUGGUGAAAAUUCAGGAGUACUUCAGGGAUAAUAUUUGUAGUUAAAAUAAUAAACACGAGACAAAAUUACUGACAAGAGUCAAUAAACGAUCAAUUUAUAUUCCAGUUCUACAGAUAUCAGUGUUGAAUUAUCAAAUUCGGUGAUUGAAUCCUCGUUAAAAAAACAGUUUUUACAGUUCUCCAAUUAAAUAACUCAAAAGAAACAUUUAUCAAAUAUAUAAUAGAUGCUUUGAAUAUCGUAUAAAAAAACUUUGUGAUCUUCGAUGCCAAAAAACGAUCAAUUUACCUCUGUGUCAAUGCUUAUGAAUUAAUCAAUGGCACAAAACAAAUUAUAUUUAAAAGCGUGUUAUAUUUAUAAUAAAUUUCAUGUUGUUGCUUCUGAAAUGUAUUCCAAGAGAAAUGAUGCGUUCGAGUUAAAACGUGCGAUGUCGUCAGUUGGAAAGUUGUUAAAAAAUAAAAUUCAUUUAGUAAAAAUGA
This is a messenger RNA of Diachasma alloeum, 1498 nucleotides long. RefSeq names its product ras-related protein Rab-27A (gene Rab27). Gene Ontology annotation, cellular component: secretory granule; melanosome. The record is from RefSeq and is a predicted model, not a curated record. Gene Ontology annotation, biological process: melanosome transport; positive regulation of exocytosis. Bases 368 to 892 code for a protein of 174 amino acids. Gene Ontology annotation, molecular function: GTP binding; GTPase activity. Lineage: Eukaryota; Metazoa; Arthropoda; Insecta; Hymenoptera; Braconidae. The transcript is spliced from 5 exons.